GGCAUCAGCGUGCGCACUUAUUAUUAUUUUAUUUUUCUUUUAUGCGAGGCGGGGCGAUCAACGUGCGCAAUUAGGUGAUGCGAGGCGAGUGCACAGUAAGAGGAAGGAGGGAGGAGAAACUGGCGGGGAAGAAGGGCGAUUACAAUCGGGAAAAAAAAAGUGCGGGCUGAUCGAUUUCGAGGGGUGAAGGGUGAAUUCCAUGGUGGUGGCGAUGGCUGGGUUUUUCAACCACUCGGCGGGCGGCGUGUCUUCCCGCCCAUGGCCUCUGCGCGCCGUGUUGCUUGCACUGGUGGCUGGUAUGAGUGCGCUGCUGGCGGGGGAGGUCUCUUGUGUUGCCGUAUCCCCGCCCAAUCCCGCCCGGCUCCAUAUGAAAGUCAAGGCCGUUCAACGUCACGUGGGCGAUUGGAGACCGACGGAGAGAAGGCGGCUAAGUAUUUUUGACGAUCUUUUAUCUGCAGCACCAAUAGAACCACCAGCGGCGCCGCCGAGCGACUCUGGUGAUGAUGGCGGGUCGGCGGGGAUUUCUCUUCCUUCUACCUCUCCCGCCACAACACCAGCACCGGAUGGAUCCGAACCCGGCGGGGGAUCCGGUGGGGGAGGAGGAUCAGUGUCGAGCUUGGCCUCGCCAUCUUCGUCGCCGCUAAUUUCCGUGUCGAGCUUGCCCCCGCCAUCUUCGCAGCGGCCAGGAAUGUCCAGUCGAUUCAAGAGCGAUUUGAUUCUGAGAAGCAUAUUGAAGUGGGGAUUCGCUGCCGAUGUGCUUGUGGGUACUCCUGCCCAAGUCAGGGCUCUAGAGGUCUCGUUUGCCGACUUCGUUACGUGGACGUUUUGCAGUCCCGCGAUGGGCGAGACGCCUCUCAAUGCUCCCAACCCGCUGUUCUCUCCUGAUCUCAGUGCUACGGCGAUGGUCGCCAAUUGCACGGCUCACGGAUGUCUGCCCAUCGUUGCUUCAGGCCAUGGGUUCUGUCACAACGCGAGUUGCUUGCUUGCACGCUACUCAGGUUCAGAGGUCAGUACGAACAUGAUUAUGGGGGUUUUGAUCUCUGAUCUGAUGAUGCUGAAGAACGAAAACGCGUCGCUUGUUCGGUUCGAUUCGCUGAGCUGCGUUUUAAAUCUGAAUGGCUCUUACGUUAAUAGGACUAGUGAUGGAGUGCUAGCGCUAGGACCGUCGGAAGGAACGUACUUCGCGGCUUUGCAGAGGGAGUUCUCGCUCCCGGACGUGCUUAGCUUUUGCUUCAAUGCCUCCGGUUUCUAUCAGAGACUGAGUAGUAGAUCUCCUUUCAACGCGUACUAUGACGGUGGGAGUCUAGUGCUUGGAACCCCCCCCGACUGGGUCCAAUUCCCCUCCCCUCUGCCAGUUACUCCCCUGACUAAGUCCCAGGUGUCGAAGAGAACUCCUUACGCGCAAUACAUGUCGCGUCUCGUGAGCUGGAGCAUAGGCUUACCCCCUUCCGGCUCCACUGUUCUGGCAACUCCUGGGUCCGAUAGCGUGUUUUUCAGCUCCGAAGCCGUUACCUACCUACCUUCUAGUUCUUUCGCGACCUUACUUGAAGCAUUUGUCGAUUCGACGACUAUGCAACUCGAUGGCGAUGCGGAGAUACCUAUUUUCAACGACGCCACCUCUGCCAUCUGUGAUGUUUCGGUUUUUCCCGUGCUUAGCUUCACGUUCCAGGGAGGGCAAGUACUCAUCGCUAAGCCCGAGGAGUACGCCAUCUUUGCAAGCUCUUCCUCUGACGGCUGCACCGUACUCUUGCCCUUCACGUCGACUGGCGAGACCGUCGAUUACUUCCAGUUCGGAACAUCUCUGUUGCAAUCCAAGUGGGUAACCUUCGACUUCUCCGCGGGGACCGCGAUUGGGGCGCUCAAGAUCGGAUCUGGGCCGUGUUCUGAGAGCCAGCCGAUGGUGUGAAGGCGAAAGGAGCACGCACUUCGAUGACGUGAACACGGGAAACAGAAGGGGGACAGCGGCGGGGCGGGCGGCCUGUGUGACGAAGAGUGCAGCAGCUUUUUUUUCGAACGAGGAUCAUCUCUGUUGCUAUCCACCAGACUGACCUUCCACUUCUCCGUCGGCACCCCGACAGGCGUUGUCAAGAUGGGAUCUGGGCCGUCUUCUGAGAACCAUCCCAUGGUGCGAAGGCGAAGCACAGUUCGGUGAAGUGAAGACGGGACACGGCGCGGGCAGCUGCGGGGCGGCUUAUGACGAAAGGAGUGCAGCACAACAGCAAACUCGAAGUGCAACGAUGAACGAAAAGGAAAAGGAAAAGGAGUGCGGAAGCGUAACGAAGCUGGUUUCGAGGGCAUGCGCACACCAACACUGCUACCUACGGGUAGUCUCAGGUCGGCGGUCCCCGGAUGUCAACGACUACGCUAGUCUGAUCUAAGUACGCUGAAACAUGAUGUCGUUCCGGCAUUUCACCGUACCUUCCUCAUUGUACUCUCCCCUUUUCGUUCUUCUCUGCCCCCAAAUUCGUCUCUCUCUCUCUCUCUCCCUCUCUCUCUCUCUCUUUCUCUCUCUCUCUCUCUCUCUCUCUCUCUUUCUCUCUCUUUCUCUCUCUUUCUCUCUCUCCCCGCUUCAGUCGCACACUCCCCUUUCGUCAGAACCCUGCCACUCUGUUCAGGAUCUCCUCCUUGGGCUUCCUUUCUCACUCCUCCCCUCCUCUCUCCCUCCUCCGUCUCCACUUUCUCUUCCUUCCCUCUCCUCUCCUCCUCUUCUCCAGCCCUCCUAUUUCCACUUCCUUUCUUUACUCUCCCUCUCUUCUCCGUUUCCAUCUUCCUCCCUCGCCCAUCUCCUCUCCCUUCACCUUUCCGUUCGUCUUUCCUGUUCUCUCUCCCUCCCUCUCUCUCUCGGUUCCGCGCUGGACAUCUCAGAAUGUUGCCUUGCUAAAGCGCCGCAACAUGCUUUACGACGAGCGGUUUAUGGCGGCGGAUCUUGGAUUGCAGAUUCUGACGAGGCAUCGAUCCAUGCAUGUCUUAAUCUCUUGCCCGUCCAGCUCAUUGAGCUCGGAGUCAAUUCGUUCUAAGUUAAACACUACUGUAGUCGUAAACGACGUUCUAGUGAAGUACUCAGCGAUCGAAGGUUUCUCUCUCUGAUUGCACUCAUGGAGCGUUCAAGCGUUGUAUGUUUCACUCCGGCCCUUUACCAUUUCCGUGCCUCCUUUUCUUCCCGUUUCUCUCCUCUCCAGUAAGAAAACUCUCUCUUUGAUAAGAAAACUGUCUUUGCUUCCUGGUUUAGACAGGUUUAGACGUAUGCUUCCUGUCCCUUUAUAGAUGCAUACUGCACGGCGAGCUUUAUCCGUUUGCCUCUACGAUGUCCAGAUGGACUGGGCAGGAAAAAGCUUCUGUCCUGGUCGUGGCUGCCCGGUAGACAAAGAUUGCGUCUUUGUCCGACCGACCAUAGCGUGCUUCGCUUGCAAAUCAUUUUCAAGCUAUCCUUUUUUAAUAGAACUACCGUGUUCCACCGAAUAGAUCGUACGGCCUUGAUGGCCGUAUCUAGUCUGAAAUUUGGCCUAGAUGCAGCUAUUCUGACCGCACCUUCUAUUCGGGGGAAAGACGGUAGCAAUCCGACAUGCCCCCUCUUUCUCUCGUCUUUUCCUGGAAAGAGCUACCGGUAGCUAUCCUUAUUGAAUGAUGCCGGACGACUCGUUUUCAGGCAUGUGGAGACAGGGGAGGUAUAGAAUGGCCAACGUUUUCUUACUUGUGUUAACGGCAAUAUAGUUUCGUUUACCGGUGGUGGGGUGGUGGUGGGUGGGUGGGGGGGGCGCUGGGCAGGAUAAGGAUCGGGUUCGCUCUUGGUUUUCCAUUCCUGAUUGCAGUCCAGGGUGCAGUAUUCGGGUUUCACGUACUUCCUGUCUAAUUGUUGAGGCGUAUAAUGCACGGAGUACU
This is a messenger RNA of Chara braunii, 3879 nucleotides long. The record is from the annotation of a GenBank genome assembly. Lineage: Eukaryota; Viridiplantae; Streptophyta; Charophyceae; Charales; Characeae.